Messenger RNA from Sphaerodactylus townsendi, 4088 nucleotides. RefSeq names its product protein tyrosine phosphatase receptor type A (gene PTPRA). NCBI's taxonomy places the organism in Eukaryota, Metazoa, Chordata, Lepidosauria, Squamata, Sphaerodactylidae. The record is from RefSeq and is a predicted model, not a curated record. Gene Ontology annotation, biological process: protein dephosphorylation. Gene Ontology annotation, molecular function: protein tyrosine phosphatase activity.
UCCAUGGGGCCGCGUGUGGGCUGAGGGAAAGCGGGAGGCGUCGCCGCCGCCGCCGCCGCUGAGGGAAAGGCGAGGCGGUCAAAGCCCAGCGAGGAGGCGCCUCAGCCGGAGACGGGCGGGAAGGCACCGACGGACCUCGGCCCGCGUCGGUUCUCGAGCGCCCCUCCGCCCUGCAUGGAGCGGCACCGCGGAGGAGGCGGCGGGCGGGCUCGGGAGCCGCCGCUCAGCCAGGAAAGAAGCCGCCGCAGCCGAGGCUGGAGGAGCCCCCCAGCCCGGGAGCUCUGAGGGGAGGUGCGCGCGCAGCCCCCUCCGCUCUCCCCCUCCCUCUCCGUCGCCUGGCAACGGUGGCGCAACGUGAAGAACCUUUAUGAGAUCCAAAUGUCUACUUGGUGGAUGAUGUACCUUUGGUAAUUAAGGCCAACAUGGAUUCAUGCUUCCUUCUCGUCCUGCUUAGCGCCUUCCUGACAUGCUUAGCAGCCAACAACAGAACCACAGUGCCACCCUCGGCAGGUCCUCCCACGUCCACGAGCGCCCCGGGAACCACCAAGACGCAGCCGGGUUCCAGGAAGGCCAUGACUCUCCCCAGCAGGAACGUGACUUCUCCAACACUUGCUCCUCUCGUGGCGUCAGGCCACACGACCCCCGCAGCCACAGAACCCUCGCCUACCACGACCCUCAGCACAUCAGGAACAGAAGCUACAACCACGAGGCUUCCUGUGCCCACGUCUGGGACUACCUCCCUUCCGCCAAACAUCACCUCUUCAAGUUCCUAUGGGAUUACGACGAGCACAGACACAGUGCCUAUGGAGACCAACAUCACAGAAGUGCUAACGACUUCGAAAGCCUUCGACACCUCGGGUGGAAUAACGAAGGGCACAGGUGAUUCUGAGGGAAGGCGAGACGAGACGCCGAUCAUAGCUGUAAUGGUGGCCUUAUCCUCCUUGCUAGUCAUUGUAUUUAUUAUUAUUGUCCUGUACAUGUUAAGAUUCAAGAAAUACAAACAGGCCGGGAGCCAUUCCAACUCUUUUCACCUGUCCAAUGGCCGGACAGAUGACACAGAGCCCCAGAGCAUGCCCUUGCUCGCCAGAUCGCCAAGUACCAACCGGAAGUACCCGCCACUGCCAGUCGAUAAGCUGGAGGAGGAGAUCAACCGACGAAUGGCAGACGACAACAAGCUCUUCCGCGAGGAGUUCAACGCUCUUCCGGCGUGCCCCAUCCAGGCCACUUGUGAGGCCGCCUCUAAAGAGGAAAACAAGGAGAAGAACAGAUACGUAAACAUCUUGCCUUAUGAUCAUUCCAGGGUUCACCUGACUCCUCUUGAAGGGGUUCCAGACUCUGAUUAUAUCAAUGCCUCAUUCAUUAAUGGGUACCAAGAAAAGAACAAGUUCAUAGCAGCACAAGGACCAAAAGAAGAAACUGUGAAUGACUUCUGGCGAAUGAUUUGGGAGCAAAACACAGCAACGAUCGUCAUGGUGACCAACCUGAAAGAGAGGAAAGAGUGCAAAUGUGCUCAGUACUGGCCGGACCAGGGCUGCUGGACCUACGGGAACAUCCGAGUGUCCGUAGAAGACGUGACUGUCUUGGUUGACUACACGGUGCGGAAAUUCUGCAUUCAGCAGGUAGGCGACUGCCACCAAAAAAAGCCCCAGCGCCUGGUGACGCAGUUCCACUUCACCAGCUGGCCCGACUUCGGGGUCCCCUUCACGCCCAUCGGGAUGCUGAAAUUCCUGAAGAAGGUGAAGACGUGCAACCCACAGUAUGCUGGGGCCAUUGUUGUCCACUGCAGUGCUGGCGUUGGACGGACAGGAACUUUCAUCGUCAUCGAUGCCAUGCUGGACAUGAUGCUCACCGAGAGGAAGGUGGAUGUUUACGGGUUCGUGAGCCGCAUCAGAGCGCAGCGCUGCCAGAUGGUGCAGACAGAUAUGCAGUACGUCUUCAUCUACCAAGCCCUUCUGGAGCAUUAUCUGUAUGGAGAAGAGCUGGAGGUGACCUCGCUGGAGAUCCACCUCCAGAAGAUUUAUAACAAGAUCCCAGGGACCAGCAGCAAUGGAUUAGAGGAAGAGUUCAAGAAAUUGACUUCCAUCAAAAUUCAGAACGACAAGAUGAGAACGGGCAACUUGCCAGCCAACAUGAAGAAAAACAGGGUGUUACAGAUAAUUCCAUAUGAGUUCAACAGAGUGAUCAUUCCAGUGAAGAGGGGAGAAGAAAACACAGAUUAUGUCAAUGCUUCUUUUAUAGAUGGCUAUCGCCAGAAGGACUCCUACAUCGCCAGCCAAGGCCCCCUCCAGCACACGACAGAAGACUUCUGGCGGAUGAUCUGGGAGUGGAAGUCCUGCUCCAUCGUUAUGUUGACAGAGCUGGAAGAGCGGGGUCAGGAGAAAUGUGCCCAGUACUGGCCUUCUGACGGCUCCGUGUCUCACGGGGAUAUCACCGUGGAGCUGAAGAAAGAGGAAGAGUGCGCACGGGUAUGAGACUUGUUAAGGCAACAGGUGGAAGGCCCCGAAAACAAAAGCCGACAGAUCCGACAGUUCCAUUUCCACGGCUGGCCGGAGGUCGGCAUCCCCUCCGACGGGAAAGGAAUGAUCAACAUCAUAGCAGCUGUGCAGAAGCAGCAACAGCAGUCCGGAAACCAUCCCAUCACCGUCCACUGCAGCGCUGGAGCAGGACGAACAGGGACCUUCUGUGCACUGGGCACAGUUUUGGAAAGAGUCAAAGCAGAAGGGAUUCUGGAUGUCUUUCAGACGGUGAAGAGCUUGAGGUUACAGAGGCCGCACAUGGUCCAAACACUGGAACAGUACGAAUUCUGCUACAAAGUGGUUCAGGAAUACAUCGACGCCUUUUCAGAUUACGCCAACUUCAAGUGAAAGCAAGAAGAGUUUGCCUCCUUUAAUACUUUGUAAUAUUCUGUUUGUUAAUAGCCCCGUCCCCCCAAAAAAUGUGUAUAUAUCUUAACUGUUUUAGAGGGUUGGUACCAUAAAAUUCCUAUUAGCAGGAGAUUUUUAUAUGUAGCAGAAGUGCUAGAAAAGAGAUUGUAGGCACUUUUUUCCAAUGUUUUAUUGGGGAAUUUAAUAGCGUGAUAUUCGGAUUAAUAUUGUCAAACCUCUCUUCUGGAGAGUUGAUGCAGGCUGGGUUUUUUUUUUUCCUUUUUGGGUUUAUUUUUUUGUUGUUGGCUUUUUUUUUUUUUGGUAAAUAUUUUUUUUUUCCUGGAGGGAGUAAAGCCUUUUUAAAAACCAAACAAUAUUCUGGAUACAGCUGUUUCUUUUUUCUUUAAGUCAAAGCAGCGGCUCGUAGGUAGCGUUUUUGAGAAAAGAGCCUUUCCCGUCCCCGCCACUUCAAAAGUGGCUCUAUGUUUUCUGGUUUAACACAGAAAAAUAGCAACACGAGUGUAUAGCGUUGGCCGUGCUGGCAGGGGCUGAUGGGAAUUGUAGUCCGUGAACAUCUGGGGCGCCAUAGGUUGGCCAAGCCUGCACCCCCCACCUUAAAAAGCCACCCUCGUUCCUGUGCUCUCUUCUGCUGGGUCUGGACCCCCUGUUGGGGAUCAUCUUUAAAGGGAAGGAGGGGGGGCACACAGACAUCCAAGAGUUGCAGAGGACGAGAGAAACCCUGUUCAGCUUGUUGUCCAGCCAGGACUUUGUGGACUGUGCUCCUCCUCCUCCCCUCCCCUCUGAGAGCAGCGAAGCUUCACUGCCUUCUCCAGCUUUCCCACUUUAACCAGCAGCUCUUUCCAUCUCUGCUACCAGAUGCCUAAAUCAGCCAAGCUCAGCAGCUACCUUGUCUUUGUUCUUAAUCGCUCAUGUUGCACUGUUUCUACUCCCUAUCUCAGCAAUGCAGGGCUGGUUUUCCAUGCAAGAGACUUCCCGGGGAGGCCGUUAAGAGGGCACUGAUGUACUCACAAGAGUGCUCCUGUUGCUCCCGGGCAUCAGCAGCACAAGAGGCAGACGGCACUGUCUCCCGGAUCUUUACUUGGCUACCAAUCUUGAUCUUGGCUACCAAUCUUGAUCCUCUUUGAUCUGAGAUUGCAAAUGCCUUAGCAGACCAGGUGCUCGGGAGCAGCAGCAGCAGCAGAAGGCCAUUGCUUUCACCUCCUG